Ananas comosus (pineapple) is the source of this 1166-nucleotide messenger RNA. RefSeq names its product zinc finger protein 8. The record is from RefSeq and is a predicted model, not a curated record. Lineage: Eukaryota; Viridiplantae; Streptophyta; Magnoliopsida; Poales; Bromeliaceae. Gene Ontology annotation, biological process: trichome differentiation; trichome morphogenesis; response to gibberellin. Gene Ontology annotation, molecular function: DNA-binding transcription factor activity. The transcript has a single exon. Bases 11 to 928 code for a protein of 305 amino acids.
UCGAGCCGCCAUGAGCGAGCCGGAGACGCACGACUUCAUGAGCGUCAGCGUCGACUCCUUCUCCCAGCUCCCCUUCAUCCGGCCCACCCCCGCCCGCGACAAGCCCUCGAACGCGAACGCCUCCUCCUCCCCCACCGCCAUCCGCCUCUUCGGCUUCGACUUCCCCCACGACCCCAAUUCUUCCGCCGAGGAGCCCUCCAACGUCAAAGAAACCCCCACCUCCACAUCUAACACUAACAUGAGCAACAACAACAGCAACAGUAAUAAUAAUAAUAAUAAUAGUAACGCCGCGGGCGGUGGGGGCAGCAGCGACGGCACCGCAGGGCGGAAAUUCGAGUGCCACUACUGCUGCCGCAACUUCCCGACGUCGCAGGCGCUCGGCGGGCACCAGAACGCGCACAAGCGCGAGCGCCAGCACGCGAAGCGGGCUCACCUCCAGUCGGCGAUGGCCGCGCACCACCACCACGCCGCCAUGCUCGCCGAUGGAGGGGCCCACGUCUACGGCCUCAUCAACUACCACCGCCUCGGCUCCGUGCCCUCCGCCGCCCGCUUCGAGCCCCCGCCCCCGCCCCACUACCCUUCAUGGACCAGCUCAAACCCUAGCCUGAGCCCCGCCGGGGCCCGGUUCUACAGCGGAAUAGGAUCCAUGGCGCAGCCCAUCAAUGGCAACCCGCUUCCGGGGCUGUGGCGUGUGCCGAGCCACAGCGGCACCGCAAAUUUCAGCACCGCUUAUAGAGACCGGUCGGUGGCGGCGGGGCCGCUGCCGUUGUUCGGAGGAGACGAUUCGACGAAGGCGGCGGCAGGGGCGGCGGCAGCAGGAUGCGGCUCGUCCCCAUCUUCGUCAUCUUCGUCUUCUUCGACGUCGCAAGAGAGAGGUGGGUAUGGAUCCAGCGGUAAGGAUAGUGUGAGUUUGGAUCUGCAUUUGUAAUUCGGAGGGCUUCGUUUCGUCGAAUUAUUAUAACAAUUUUUUCAUCCUAUUUCCCAUCAUAGGGUCCUUUGAUGCAUGCGAAUGAAUUGCUCUAUAAAAAUUAUGACUAGUGGCGUUUUCCAUGGUUUCAGUAAAUCUCUUUAUUAAUAUUUAAGAUCAAAUUAGAGAUUCAGUUCCUUAGGAGCUCCUACCUUGUUCACUAAAACGUAAUUAAUAACAAUUUAUGCUAGUUUUAUUU